AUUUCUUUAAAAAAUAUAUUCUCUUCUCCCGAGAAUGAGAAUUCAAACCAUGUGACUUUCUCUGGUGUACAACAUAUCACGUGACUAUUGUUAUCGCCAUGAUGGACAAUCCUUGAACGGAACAAAAUUUAACUAAUUAAAAAUGGAAUCUCUUGAAAUUGAAUCUCUGACAGCAUCAUGACAGAACUGGCAAGUAAGACAACUGUAGUUCAGAAGCUUAGCAGCACCCCAGCCACUGAAAAAACCUACCAAAAUGUUACUAUUAAUAGAUCGGAUGAAAUCAUUGCAAUGGCUGCUUUAUCCUCCAUUGGUAACAUUGCCAACACAACUGCAAAGCCAAUUCCCACCUCUGAAGCUGCAUUAGUAUCAGCUCCUCAGAAUUCUGUAAUCCCAAAAAUUGCCACCACAGCAAGUGUCAAAGCCAAAGAACCAGUGCCCAAUGUCAUCUAUGUCUAUGAUGGAUCUAAACUGCCCCAGAUACAUGGAAGAAUUGAGAAGGCGAGUAUAUCUGGAUCCUUUUCCUCCCCACAUAACAUUACAGUACUCAAAGAUUGUGAGGGAAUAUCAGCAGACAGUGAUCCACAGGUCAUCACCCCCAUAGCUAACCAAAUGGUGGUCAGUAAAGAGGUCUUCAAGUGUGAGGAGUGCAAGUACUCUACACAUAACCGGAGUUAUCUGAAGCAGCACAUCGACUUGAUCCACAAUGCAGUGAGACUGUACAAGUGUCCUUUCUGUGACUAUGCUGGAAAGAGAAGCCACUCUCUGAGGGAACAUCUCAUUGUUCACUCCAAUGAGAGGCCCUACACUUGUCCUCACUGUAAUGCCACGUUUCGCAAGAAAGGUCAUUUGACAAAUCACGAAAAACUGCACAAGAAAUCAGUGAAAUGUCCAAUUUGCACAGAAUGGUUUCCAAGUUCAGAAAUUGAGGUACACAUGUUGGAAAAGCAUAAUGCAAGAAAAUUUCUGUUGUGUGACAUUUGCAAGUUUAUGGCUUUAGAUGUGCCUACUUUUAAUAAGCACAUGGAAUCUCAUCACACAACAGACAGCCAAAAGAAACAGAUUGUUUGCAGCAGUUGUAAAACAAUGUGCCCUGACUUUGACUCCUUUAAAGAACAUGCCAAGCUACAUGAAAAUGAAUCAGAAGAAGAAACAAAACAGACUGCAGCUAGUCCCAUGAGAAAUGUAAUGAUCAAAUGUUCGGAGUGUGGCAUUGUGACAUCAGAUCAGGAGUCAAUGAGAGUGCACAUGUGGGUCCACAUCAAUCCGUCACUGAAGAAGGAAGUGACCACAACAGAAACUGCAGAGAAAAACAUGAAACACACUGCCUACAAGUGCCUUGAUUGUGAUUUCACCUGUGAGGAAGCCAAAGUAUUUGUUGCUCAUAUGGUGCAACAUAAACCUGAUUUACAGACAGCAGUUCCAGAACCAAAGAAACACGAUACAGUAUUAUCCAAUGAAUCUCAAGUUGAAAAAUCUCCCACUAAAGUUAUUACAGACAGCAGUGAAGAAGAAAUUGUCAUAAUAUCAGGUUCAAGUCCUGCAACCAAACAGCAGAUUGAGAAAUAUCUAGCAGAAAAGUUUUCAAGGCCAGCUGAGAAAGAAGCAGUUAUCAAUAUUCACCCAGUGAUUCAACAAGUUGUUUCAAAACAGGUUAAUCAAGGCAGCCAGAACAAUCCUGAACAACUCCCCUUUGUUCAAGACCAGUCCAAUGCAAAAUUCCGGUGCACUAUUUGUGGAUAUACUUGUGAUCACCAAAGAACUAUUAAAGCGCACAUAUGGAAACAUUCAGGAAACAAAAACAUUGAGUAUCCCAUGUUCAGGAAUGGUCCACUUAGUGUGUAUGAAGACAUGAGUGUUUCUGCAGUAAUGAAAGAGUAUAUUCUUCCUCAAGAAAAAGCUGUUACGAGUGAUACCAGAUCGGAUGUGGCUGACAAAGUAAAACCGAAUGAAGUGAAAACAGCUGUAAGCAAUGUUGCGCCAGCAUUGGCCAGUUUGCUAGCUCAGAGGGCGAAACAAAAACCCAAUGAUGCAGGUCCAAGUGUCCCUCAGGCAGAUAAAAUCCAAAGUAAAGUAAAAAAUGUUGAUUUAAAUGUCCGCAAAAUACCAGGAACAGACUAUUUUGAAGUAAACAUCUGUACAGAAACUCAUCCUAAAGUAGAGGAGAGCAAUACGAAAAUGAAAGAAUGUGGUCAGAAAAAGCAUGAAUUUGAUGAAGAUGUAGAUGUGCAAGUAUCUUUGAAGCAGGAAGGUUCUCUCGACUCGAGGCCUGUGGUGGUGGAGAGUGUUGAUACAUAUUCUUCUUUUUCAACAUACACGAGCAUGAGAAGUGGUGAGAACAGUCCAAAGUCAACAGUUCCAGAAGAUGCAGUGAGUGAGGACCAAGAUUCUGGUGUCGCUUUGGAUUCCUCAUCUCAGAAAGAGGUUGAUGCAUCAAACUCCAACCAGAAAGACAGUGGGAAGGAGAAUAAGAUGAUGGAAAUAUCAUACCACUGUUCAGACGACUUGCAGACUGUGGAAUAUGAGGUAUCUAGUGGGGAUAAAGCUACAAAUAAUGAGGACGAUGUUGAAUCAGAAGAGGAGUCCCUGGAAGAUGACAUGGAAGAAACUCCAUCGUCAAAGAGGACAAGAACCACGUCUGUAACCACUGAGUCGGCUGUGACACUUCUGUCCUUACUACAGAAAGGACCCAACAAAAAUCCAGCUUGCCCUGUCAAAGAAGAAAGCCAAAGUGGUGAACAACCAAACACCAAAGAGAAAACAACUGAGACAGAAAGCUCCAAGAAGGGUGGGAUAUCCUCCUCUUUGUUGGCAGUCAUUGAACAACUCAGAGAAAGAUCGCGAGAACGAGACAACUUGGAGGAUGAGACAACGUUAACCUUGUCGAACAAACGAGGCACGAAGCGGAAGUUGAAAAGGGAGACAGAGGAAGAUAUCAGCGUUUUGGAAAGUAUGGAUAAUGUUGAAAAGACUGAGGAUUCAAAGUAUAGGUGUAAACUCUGUCAUUAUUCCCACCUUGACUCCUUCAUGAUAAGGCAACACAUGCGGCUUCACAAAGAAAAGAAACCGUUUGAAUGCUCUCUAUGCGAGUUCGUAGCUGUUUCAAGUGAGGAUUUACAAGACCAUAUGAUCAAACAUUGUAAAGUCAGAACAUAUCAGUGUAAAUUGUGUAGUUCAGCAUUUAACUACAAAAGUCAGCUGCGGGCCCACAUGAGAGCGCAUAAUGACAAAGACAUAUUUGUUUGUGAUGAUUGUGAUUACGAAAGUAACAAUCCGGUGGCGUAUCGCAACCAUGUUCGUGGACACGCAGAGAAAAGAUUGUACAAGUGUGAAGUGUGUGAGAAUCGGUUCGUUUCUAAGCACGAUUUGCGAACGCACAAGAAGCUUUUAUGUGGCAAAAACAGAUCGUUCAGCUGUGAUGAGUGUGACUUUGUCGCCAUUGGAGCCCAAGAACAGCGCACUCAUGCCAAGGUCCACAACAAGGAAUUCAAGUGCGCCAAGUGUGAAUUUGUCACCACCAGCAUCACUCGGUUUCAGAAUCAUACCAAAACUCACGAGGAGGAACCGAAAUCUCUGAAAUGCGAGCUGUGCGAUUUUCCCGCCGUUUCGAGUCGAAGUUUAAAGUCUCACAUGAAACGUCACAUCAACGACCAGCGGUUUGUUCAGCAACCACUGGAACAGUACAAAUGUAACCUUUGUGGCUAUGUGUGCCACCACUUGCCGUCCCUCAAGUCACACAUGUGGCGGCACGCUAGCGACACCAACUACAGCUACGAGUUUACCAACGAAGUCAUCAACGCCGCGAUUGAUUACGACUGCCAGAUCGGUAACCGUGAUUGUCAGGAGACGGACAUAGCAGUAUUCUUCAACACCAUACGGCAAAAACUGAAAGAGAGGCUAAAGAAAGAGAAAGCGGACACCGACACCGACCGCACCCAGCAGGCCGUGUGCUGGGUGACCUUCCGGUGUUGUCAGUGCGGCUUUGAGACAAUCAACAAGGCGGAACUUAACGUUCACAUGAAGACGCACUCUGACGUCAUCCAAUGGACGCUGCAGGUACCGAAAGAAGACGUAAAAUCUUCCAAAUAAAUUCUCAUGACAUUUUCCGUAACGAUGGGUAAUUGCAAACACGGGUUAUAUUUUUAUUGAAUCAAAGAUAGGGCUUUGUACCCACAAUCAGGGAAUCUCUAGGCAUCUAAAUUUGUAAAUAGACUGUAUUUUCUUAAUUUGCAAAUAGACUGAAUUUUCUUAGGAAUGUAAAAAGUAGGAAUUUUAUAGCAGUUACUCUGUAUUUGAAAUGUUUUAUGCUAUUAUUAGAUGUAAAAACUAGUUUUUGCAAUGACAUUUUCAUUUCGGAAACGUUACAAAAUCGGUAGCUGAUUGAAUCUCCAUCGAGCCUCUCGGGAUGUGUUAUCUUAUCCUAUGUUGAUCGUUUUACUUUUGUUUUUAACGUGUUUGAAUAGAUCUCGUGUUUAUUAGAUGUUUUCUCAUUGUUUGUUAGUGUUUUUUCUGUUUUGAUUGUGGUUGUGAAUUUUGUCAUGUGCAUGUAAAUAUUUAGUACACUACAAGUGUAUGUGUACAGUGUGAAUGCGAUGUGUUGAUUGCGAAUUUAAUCAUUUGUCAUGGAAACUACAUGUAUUAUAAACAAAAGGACUUGCUGAGAAGGAAGUUUGUGUACGUGUUUCAUGAUGCAGCGCCACGGGUAUCUGAUCUGCGGCUGGGCAAAUUUAAAGCGAUAUGAUGAGCUGUAUUUUUAAUAAUUUUUCGUUUGCUUUAAAAUGUGUUAUGAAGGAUAUUAUGCAUUCAUCUGCUACUUUUACGAUAAAUAAGACUCCAUCAAAGAGUUUAAUUUCAAGGGAAAAAAACAAGAUUUCCUGAAUCAGAAUUUUCGGCAUAGAGUAACAAUUUUUUGUAAUUUUUCUUUUUCAUUAAAUUUUUUUUAAAUUGUAUUUUUCUGCCAUUGUAAUAAUUUAUAACAAUUUUACUAUAGAAUCUUUUUCCGUCACAAAAAUUGCAGCUCGUAUUUUCAAAGGUAAUUUUACAUUGCCUUUUGUAAGAGUAGUUAUAUGUCAAGAUACAUUACUAGUUUACUACUGGGAUGUUUUCUUUAGUGAAAGGAAAUGGCAUGUUUUUCCUUGAAUCUCGUUUGUUCUAUUUUAUGUUUUUUUGUUUUGCCCCGUGUGAUCUGUAUAUGCCAUAUGUUUUUAUUAUGUAAAGCAUUCUUUGGUGUGCAGCUAUACUUCAACCUGAAUGUUAUUUUUGGUUAAAUUAACCGGUUACAAUUAAAAAUAUCUUCGGAUAUAAUAUUGUUGAAAAUUAUAUGAUUUUAACAAGAGUGGAAAUGCUAAAUAGUUUAUGAGAAAUGUAAAUGUCCUGUACAGGUUACAACUGUAGUAUUUUGUACGUGUAUAUAGUUUUUCGCCAUGCCAUAUCCGGCUGUCCUCGCAUUCAUCUGAUGCCUUGUGAGUAGAUGCCAUGUAUUUAACAUACAAAAAGAUGUUUACUGAUUUGUUUUAGUUUUUGUCAGUGAAUGUAUAUCAUAUGAAGUGCUAGAUCAGUCCAUUUACACCGAGAACGUAGUCUGCUUUUAGAUUUUGAAAACAAAUAAACGAAUAAUAAACUUGA
Magallana angulata is the source of this 5622-nucleotide messenger RNA. Its product is annotated as zinc finger protein 507-like. The record is from RefSeq and is a predicted model, not a curated record. The transcript is spliced from 2 exons. Gene Ontology annotation, molecular function: RNA polymerase II transcription regulatory region sequence-specific DNA binding; DNA-binding transcription factor activity, RNA polymerase II-specific. NCBI's taxonomy places the organism in Eukaryota, Metazoa, Mollusca, Bivalvia, Ostreida, Ostreidae. Gene Ontology annotation, biological process: regulation of transcription by RNA polymerase II. Gene Ontology annotation, cellular component: nucleus. Bases 178 to 4086 code for a protein of 1302 amino acids.